AUGGGCUUUUGGGUGACACAGGAGUGUCCGACUACAAUAUUGGAUUUAUCGAUCCCCAAUGCAAUCGAACCAGCACUCAAUUGCACCAUCAUCAAUGGAAACCUCAUAAUAACUCAUCUUUCGAAUGCUCAAUGUAGGGCAGGCGGACUCAGCCUGCGGUCGCUUGUGGAAAUUUUGGGCACCCUAACGAUAGAACAUUCUAGUUGUCACGGCGACCUCUCCUUCUUCCUCCCCAAUUUAGUUGCCAUUCAUGGCUUAUCCCCCUUCACGCCGUACGUUGAGUUACCUGGUUUGCCCGAUUUGCCGCCGUACGCCCUUCUCAUCCAUCAUACAGCUCUCUCUGGCAUUGGACUAGUAUGUUUGCGUGUCUUGGGUCAUCGGGGUGCACUCCUUCUGGACAAUCCACAGAUGUGCUACGUUGAUACCGUGGGCUGGCAUUUGCUAAUACCCUCUGUCUUGACCACGCAGAAUUUCUCCAGUAAUCUUACUAGGAACGGCUCGCCACACCCGCAGCCCACCAUUGCCGAAGAGAAGGACAUAUUGAUGAAGGCUGGUCUUUACGAGCUGUGCGCAAAUGCCUGCCCUCCCGGUUGUGAACGAGCGUUUGUGGACCAUCUUCCUCGCACAUUCUGCUGGUCUCAGACCCACUGCCAGUCAGGUAAACCUCUACAGUACAUUUUCUUGAUACCAAGUAAAAUCGUUCAAAUGCGUCUCUUAAUAUUGUCAGAUAAAGCACAUGUGCCUAUUAAUUACCUCCUUGUCUUUCGCUACCGCUGUUCGCAGUCUGUGCACCUGAAUGUUCAGCCCGCUCUCGCAGCUGUCACGUCAAGGAUACAGACCUCUGCUGUCACCCGCAGUGUCUGGGUGGAUGCAACGGGCCCUCUGCACAGGAUUGCCUGGUUUGUCUUGUUUGGCCGACACUGCGUCACCAAGGGAGCCUGUUUGUCGAUGCCUGUGCCGGCAGAGUUGCUUAAAAAGCCGUCUGAAUAUAAUCAACAGCACUACGUCCCCAAGCGCUUCGCCAUCCACGGUAAUGACUGUGUUCCCACCUGUCCCGACGGAUUCCAUCGCUCUCCUUCCUCUGGUGUAUGUGUUCCAUGUGUGGGAAGCUGCACAGACAAGAGUCGGGACUGCGGAGACAUUAUCAUUUACCAGCAAUCGGACAUUGCCAACGUCGUGGGUUGUGUCACCGCACGCUCUGUUCUGAUAAGCCUGCGUUCAGGCCAAGACGACCUGCGAUCCGUUUUGGCUGAUGCGUUCAGCAAAUUGCGCGUCAUUCAUCGGUCACUGCGAAUUAUUCGUUCAGAUGCCCUUCUCUCCUUGUCAUUUCUUCGUCACCUCACAGAUAUAUAUGGUAGGGAAGCUCCGGCUCCUGAUACCACCUCAAUGAACCCUCCGAUUCAUCCAAAUAUGCAAGUUUUCCAACCACUUUUUGCCCUUUUUGUUUUGCUUUUUUUUUGUUUUUGGUUCUUCUGCUUCAUGACAAACCCUGGUGUUGAUGGCCCCCACACGGCUUUGGAAGUGACCUGGAAUGGCAAUUUGGAAGAUGUCUGGCCCAUGUCCACGAAUCAUUCAUCCACAUCCGAGAAGCUAGUCAUCCAUUCGGGCAGCGUGGAAUUUAGUGUUAACAGCAAACUCUGUCCCGACACUAUCAUGCGCUUUCUACGGGAGCGAGUUGUGCUAGACCGCGAGUUGAUUCCGUCUGAGCUGUAUUUGAUCACCACAUCGAAUGGCGAACACGCCCUGUUUGAACGCAUUGCCUGGAACGAUCCGCGUCAGGUGUUGCCUGCGAUUAUCUCCUAUGGACGCGGGGAGACUCAAGAGUCCAGUUUCGCCUUUGAAGACCGAACAUUCUGUGAUCGUGCGUAA
Molecule: messenger RNA, 1869 nt
Organism: Dibothriocephalus latus
Lineage: Eukaryota; Metazoa; Platyhelminthes; Cestoda; Diphyllobothriidea; Diphyllobothriidae
Source: the annotation of a GenBank genome assembly